This is a messenger RNA of Sitodiplosis mosellana (orange wheat blossom midge), 2589 nucleotides long. RefSeq lists its product as uncharacterized. The record is from RefSeq and is a predicted model, not a curated record. NCBI's taxonomy places the organism in Eukaryota, Metazoa, Arthropoda, Insecta, Diptera, Cecidomyiidae. Bases 755 to 2407 code for a protein of 550 amino acids. The transcript has 3 exons.
CAUCUCGUGCAGUAUGUUCGAUAUUAGAACACUGUCAAAAGAAUACGUAUAACCAACGAGCACUUUGUACGAUUUACGUUCAAAGUAUUUGUAAAAAUGCAAGCUUUUUUGUCGAGGAUAUCGGAACGUAAUAUACAUCAACGGCACAUUCGAGAGAGCGUUCGAUGUAUGUGGUGAGUGUGUGUGCGAGUGAAGAUGAGUGUGUGAGAGGUAGUGAACUGUCAGGGAAAUGAGUUGUUUCUCUUUCUUCUUUGUGAAAUUGCCGUGGCGAUGAAACAUGAAAAUAAAGUGUACUCUUCUCAAAAAUAAUCAAACAUAAGAGUAAUCGGUUUUAUUUGAAUAAUCAACGGUCUUUAUAAGUUAAACAAAUCUAUCGAAAGCGAGAAAAAAACACAAAAAAUGAAUCGAUAGAAGCGGUAGUUGGUGAAUAAUAACAAAAAUGUUUUGUGCUGUGCACAAAAGAUAUACAAGUUUGAAGUUUCAAUAGAAAGUGAAAAAGAACCAAACACAAAGAAGAAGAAAUAUCGAAAAAUAGAAAAACAAUAAAAUAACAAUAUUCCAGUGUGUGUGUCUGUGUGUACAGCAGAACCAACAACAACUGUACAAGAAAAAACUACAUGAUUGCCGUUGAUGCUGCCACCGCCGACAUCGGAAAGCGAAUAAACAAAUCCAAUUGUUUAAUAAUUCGCGAUUAUUUACAAUUUCAUUGGGCUCCUUUCAAAUUGAUGAGAAUAUCAAACUAAAAGUCAUAAAAAUGAGCAUAAUUUUGGAUGAACAAAUAUAUACACCGAAGUCAACUGUAAUCUGCGUAUACCCAAUGCACGAAUUUUAUUUCAAUCAACAUGCAAUAUUCGAGAAAUUUGGUAAACUUCGGUUUGUUGGUAUUGAAAAACGUAAUGACGUUCGAAUUGGACUGAUUGAAUUUGAAGACGAUUCGGUUGCGGAUGAGCUAAUAUCCAAAGGUUAUAUGGAAAUUGAAGACAAUAAAUGUGAAGUAAAAUCAUACGAAGAAUUCAAACGCAAAUCAAAACUAGUUUCGGAUACAGUUUUACAACUCGAUUGUGCGAUAGGCGCGUUGUUACAUCCGCCAAAACAAGAUUCAUGCAAACAUAUUUUAAAUGUGCUGAAUGACGAUUGCUUACGAGAAAUUUUCACAAAAUUACAUUUGUCGACAUUAAUGUCAGUGGCAAAUGUUUGUAUACGCUUCGAUCGUGUUGCUAAAGAAGCAUUUUCAAGCAAAUACAAAUCAAAAAAGAUCCGUAUCGGCGAUUUAACGUGGGACCGUAAGCCAACAAAAUCACAGGUCACCAAUUUUUUCAGCAAAUUCGGUUCAUCAAUUUCAUCGGUAUCGCUAGUGCACAGAAGUCCUGGCCGUUAUUCAGGGAAUAUAAAUGAAGACACGCAUCUUGAUUUGAGAAUUAUAAGCAAAUAUUGCAAUGGGCUGAAAGAAUUGGAAUUUUCUGCUUAUCACACACCUGAAUCAACAUUGAAAGAAAUUUUUUUGAAAUUGAAAACAUUAUUUGAAAGAUUGAGAACACUACGUGUAUACUUCAUUAAGAGUAGAUCGUUUUUUGAGAUAAUAUCCGCUUGUUCGAACCUUGAAGUUUUAGACGUUCAUUUUCAUCUCCAUGUGGAAUCUUUAAUUCCAUCAAACAGCACAUUGCCUAAAUUGGUUGAAGCUACUUUUAACUGCUAUGCAUGUAACGCUUUAGUUUGCGAAGCUAUACAUAAAUUUCUUGAAGUAAACUCAAAAUUGAAAGUACUACGAAUUACAAGUGCUGAUUUCGUCUCGAAUUCGGGUUAUUUAAGUGAAUUGAAAGAAUUCGAUUUUAAAGUAAAUCACCUUGAACUUCAAUCUAUUGUGGCUACACUGAGUUCACCGAAUAUACAAAUCGAGAAACUGAAAGUGAGCUUAAAUUCCGCUUUUUACACGGAGUUGACUUACAUUCCUACAUUUGGAAAUAUUACAGAAUUUCGUAUGCGAAACCAGAUGCCUACGUUUGAUGAAAUGUGGUAUUUACUGGAACAUAUGCCAAACCUGGAGACAUUUCAUAUUUCAUAUAAGUUUCAUACGAAGAACGAAACACUUAUGACGAUCAAAUCAAUUUUACACCAUGCAUCACAUUCAUUGUCAAAAUUGGUGUUCGAAGGAUGGCAGUUAUUUAUUAAAUCAGAUAAACGUCCACAUUUUUCGUUUCCCAUCGAUGAUGUGGAGUACUAUGAAAUUCUGAAAUCGGUUGAAGAUCGUACUAGUGGCAUCAAACUUACAAUUCAACUCUUUUUCCAUAAACUUCUUCACGAUGAAUAUGUGAAGAAUACGCAAGCAAUUUAUAUUUUGAACACAGUCCCCAAAUUUUUAACCAUUGAACAACGAGUUAGCGCAAAACAAUUUUUUUAUCCUAUUUAACAAAUUGUAUUAGUAUUAAAAAAAUGCUUAUUCAGACACGUGCAUUCAUCAAAGCAUGUGCAUUCAUUAUAUCACGUAAAUUACGUUAAAUAAGUGUAACGACGAAUAAGUGUGAUGAUAUUCAUGCAGUCUGUCCGUGAAUCGACCAACAAUAAUAUAUGCAUUUUGUUCUAAAUUUAAAA